UCCAAAUCGACAAAAACCAGCUCAGCUCAAGCCCCUCGGAUUCGAAUUCCAAGUUCGGCUCAAUGGGACAAAAUAGUAAUUCCUGCAACUAAUAGGUGGUCCUGGUUAAAGCGUGCAUUGCGUGUUUGUGACUCCAUUUUAGGUCCACCAACAGCCAUGGCACCGAACGGCACUGUUGCGGCGACGACGACGUCGGCUCCAUCAUCACCAUCGCCGACGACGUGGGUACGGGAGAGUAAUCUGCUGUGGUACCACCGGUGGGUGAUCCGGGUACUUCGGGCGGGUCCUAUACCGGCGCACGUGGCCUUCAUCAUGGACGGUAACAGGCGGUACGCGAAGAAAGCCAACAUCGCCAAGGCGGAAGGCCAUUCGGCCGGGUUUGAGAAGCUGUCCGAGACGCUGCAGUGGUGCCUGGAGGUCGGCAUCAGCGAGGUCACCGUGUACGCGUUCAGCAUCGAGAACUUCAAGCGCACACAGGACGAAGUGGAUGGACUGAUGGACCUGGCGCGAGAAAAAUUCCAGCGACUACUGGCUGAGCGCGACAAGCUGCACGAACGGGGUAUCUGCAUCCGGAUCAUCGGUAACUGGGAUCUACUUGCGGACGACAUUCAGCGCAGCAUCGCCGAGGCAGUACUGCUGACGAAACACAACCGCAAGGCCACGUUGAACGUGGCGUUCGCGUACACGUCGCGGGAUGAGAUGACACAUUCCAUACGUACCGUCGCCCAGGGUAUCAGUGAUGGGCGGCUGGAGCCGGGAGACGUUAACGAGGAGCUGCUGACGCGCUGCCUCUACACUAAGUAUUCGGCCGAACCGGACCUGCUGGUGCGGACAUCGGGCGAGGUGCGACUGAGCGACUUUCUGCUCUGGCAGUCAACCAGCACCGUCAUGUACUUUACGGAAACGCUUUGGCCCGAGUUUACCAUCUGGCAUCUGUUUGGGGCCGUCUUCUACUAUCAACGGUAUCGGUGGCGAAUGCAGGAUAUCCGUCGGUCACUCGACAGUUUCACCAUCGAUGCAGCCUGCUCGGAUGACGCUACGGAGGGUGCUUGCGUUGAGCGCAAAGAGCGAAUAGGACGGUUCCUGGAGCACAUUGAGCAGGAGGAAGAGAAGCAACUCAGGCGGCUAGUUCGAGGGAUGGCGAUCAAGUGAAGAACGGGUGCGAUCCUAGGUAUCGAUCGCUAAAUAGCUUUAGCAUACACACACACACAGCUGAACCAGCCAAGUGGGAUCGGUGCGUACGUACGAUAAAUCAGGUCAAUGUUUACGCGUUCGCAAAGCAAUGCUGUCUAGUAGGCUACGGUUUGGGUAUCGACCGGAUCCGAGGGGCAUUUUCCUUUUGGAAUCUUUACUCUGUUGGGUAGUAGCAAAUGUUAACUAAAUGCAUUAGUUAGUCGUUAGGGAAUGAAUCAAGAAAGACAACACUGUACUGUACUUUACUGUAAUUCUUCAAAAAUGCCGCAUGCGGUUCUUCACGUGGUGCAAUCAUCCAUCCCAUCUAUGCCGUUUGUCGUGGAGUGUAAAUAGGUAACAAUCUUCCUCUACUUCACUAUACCAUUUCGGCCAGCCAGGAAAACGUGAUGAAGAUCCCGGUGUACGCCUCUAGGAAUGAAUUGGUGUAAUAAAGCAUGAUAUAUUAAA
This is a messenger RNA of Anopheles darlingi, 1641 nucleotides long. It is a transcript of the gene Dhdds, whose product is annotated as dehydrodolichyl diphosphate synthase complex subunit DHDDS. Gene Ontology annotation, biological process: polyprenol biosynthetic process. The record is from RefSeq and is a predicted model, not a curated record. Gene Ontology annotation, cellular component: dehydrodolichyl diphosphate synthase complex; endoplasmic reticulum. Gene Ontology annotation, molecular function: ditrans,polycis-polyprenyl diphosphate synthase [(2E,6E)-farnesyl diphosphate specific] activity. The transcript has a single exon. Bases 157 to 1152 code for a protein of 331 amino acids. Lineage: Eukaryota; Metazoa; Arthropoda; Insecta; Diptera; Culicidae.